AUGGCCGUUGCACGAGUUAUGGGGACAACAACUGUACCCUCCUCUCUGGUACAACAGAGAGCACCUCAUCGGCUGCCAAACCCAAGCAAGAAAUUUCCUGAUGGCCCAAUAAUGCUGGUUGCGAAGCGACAACAGAGUAGCGCGUUGGUUCUCCCCAUCACUCCCAGCGGGGGCUGCAGCAAUGGUACUUCUCCAGGAAUUCAUCAGGUGGUUAUCGCCACAUCAGCAUACACUAGAAUAUGUAAGACACACACAGAUACGCAAAUAAACACACAAAUAAGCACACGCGUGUGCUCGCCGGAUGCAGCUUCGCCAAAUCUAUCCUAA
Messenger RNA from Trypanosoma theileri, 327 nucleotides. RefSeq lists its product as uncharacterized. The record is from RefSeq and is a predicted model, not a curated record. The transcript has a single exon. The coding region runs from base 1 to 327 and encodes 108 amino acids. Lineage: Eukaryota; Euglenozoa; Kinetoplastea; Trypanosomatida; Trypanosomatidae.